AUGGAGACACGCAGUGCAAGUAAGCAAAGAAAUUUCGCAAAAAAUGAUACUAGCAGAAAAUCUAGAAAGAAACCGCUUCCGGAGCCAACGCAUGUUGGUCAUUUCAUUUCGAUACUGAUAAUUUCUCUGUGUAAGAAAAUCUUACACAUAGACACAGAGGUGAAAAUUGGAAUUUACCUCGGUGGUGUAUUAAUCGGAUCAGUGUUUUCGGACAUAAUUUCUCUCCCAAAAACCUACUUUUCGGAUAAGAAGAACCUUUUAAACCAAUUCUUCGUACAUUUUGGUUUCGGAUGGACAUUUCUGCUACUCACUGGAUACAUAUUUUUGACUUGUUUUGUAACUUACAGCGGAAACUGGAAACCUGUGAUCAGGAAACAUUUGACUAGACUAGUUAUAACAACCUUUUGGUGGUAUGCUAUGACAAACACAUUCAGCUACAUUGAUAAAGUGGUUGGUGUUUGUUCCUUGUCAAGCCAUAAGAAAAAAUAUGACUGCUUGAAAGCUGGAAGAUCCUGGCUAGGGUUUGACAUUUCGGGGCACGUAUUUUUAUUGAUACACAACCUGCUGACGAUAUCAGAAGAAGUAAAAAGCUUCAAGAACUGGACUAAGCUUGGUGCUAUGUUGAAGGAAGAAGAUCUACCUUCUAAGAAGAACCUUAGUGAACUGCAGAUAUCCCAAGCAAGGAUAUUUUACAGAAAUCUGACUCCUGUUAUCAAGAUAAUUAUUGUGCUUCUUGCCCUAUGGACUCUCUUCUGUGAAAUCAUGCUUGUAACGUCAGUUGUGUACAGAUUCCACACUAUGACUCAAAAAAUAGCUGCUGCCGUUGUGUCUGUUGUAUGUUGGUUCAUUACAUAUCGAGUGAUUUUAGAAUCAAAGGUUGAUGUGUUCCCUGUUCAACCAGGUCAAAGUCCAUUAAAUUAUAUGAAACUAAAGUAAAAUUGACCUUUUUUGGCGAUUUGUUUAUGCACCAGUCAGUUAUAACCAAGGCGCCAUGUCCAGGGACAGCUGGGGAAAUGGGAAUGUGUUUUUACCUUCAAGGUGGCUGAAUGAAUGCGGUGGUUUUGUUUUCAUGCCGAAUUGUGGGAUAUGCGCUGUGGCUUUGUUCCGGGAAAAAUCCAUUCUUUUGUAUGCGUUUUACGUGAUCUCAUAAGAUAUGCGCAUAUGCUUUAAAAAUGUACACUAUAAUAUGCCUUACCUAGGAUGUCCCUGGGGUGCGGGGGGAUUUUACCAGCAGCUUGUCCCCACAGGAUGGGAAUUUUACCUGGGAUUGGCUUGACCAAAAGUCAAAGUUCCCACUAUUCUCCAGACCUUGGUUACAAUUGACUGGUGCAUUACUGGAAUGCAAAAUUAAAACAGGAUAAUUUUGCAUACAGAUUUUGUAUGAUUUUUUUUAGAAACCUUACUAAAGUGGAUCAUAAAUGUUUAAAUUUUAGUAAUAGUAAAAGGACUUGAAGUAAAUUCUUUAUGAUUAAGAUUGGCAGAGAGUGACUGCAUGGCGGUAGCAAACUUAAUGUCUCAAAAAGUUUUGCAGCAUCAGAACCCGUUUUUUGUUUUAAGCAAAGAACAAUUUUGUAUGUAUACAUAGAUUUGAGCAAACUGCAUUUUUUUUGUAUUAUUAACAUCAACGCUUUCACAGAUUGUUUUGUUCUUUAUUACAAUUUUUUUAUGCAUGCUACCUUUACCUGUGGUCUGUCUGUUAUGCAUUUUCCCAUAAACAUGAUUCUAAAAUUAGAAUGUUUCCACCCAAAAUGUUUGACUGUGAUUAUUGACAUAUAUAUAAAUUGUUCAAAAUGAUCGUCUAUUGAAAUCCAGGUCAAUGUCCAUAGGGUUUUAGCUGAAUGUUUAAAAGGACAGGGUGCUGCUGAAAAGUGAUAGGGUGCAACAGGAGAAAAUGGGCACAGGUGUUGAAGAAUAUGAACAAUUUCACAAAUAUGAUAGGAAAUAUGCUAUUAAAAUUUAGUAUUCUUAGGUUUCCAUUGCCUGUUUUAAUCAAAACAUAAGAAAUAUUUGAUAAUUUUAUGCAUAUAAUUCUAUGAAGAAGAGAGGGUGCACAUGCUGCGGUCUCCAUGAGGAAAGGGGUUGCUUCCAAAAAGGACAGGCUGCAGAACACUUCUCUAAAUCUUUAGCUAAAACCCUAGGGUAAUUUUGCAACUGUUAUAAUUAAACAUAGCAUGUAUAUAUAAAAAGUAUAUGUAACAGUGUCAUCCCUUAGACUUUAACUGAAAAGUGUACUAUGAUUUGAUAGUUGUUUUGUGCAAUAAUUUUACAUUCAUCAGGUAUAUACUGAUUUUAAAUGACAUUUUGGUACAAUAUGCUACAGGUAUUUAACAAAUAAUCUGCCAUUUGAGCGUUAGUUUAGUUACAAAGAGAAGGUAGUACUUGAGACUGUCAUAUAUACAUGAACAAGAGUGACCACAGCAAUAUGUGCAGUUGGAUCAAAAUUCAUGGGAAUUCCCCCAACCCCCCAGGGGAAAACGUAUGUUUGCUUGUAAAUGUUAUUCAGUAUUAGAUGCACAAUAGAUAUGUAUUGAUGUUGUGAUGUGUUGGUAUUUAUACACUAUUGUCUACAUUUAUUUUCCUGCAUUUCUUUGCUCCACGUGUAACUUUAAUCCAGGUUUUCCAUUUCUUUUUGGGAUUUAAUAAAGAGAGGAUUAAUUAA
This is a messenger RNA of Mya arenaria, 2659 nucleotides long. RefSeq names its product acyl-coenzyme A diphosphatase FITM2-like. Gene Ontology annotation, biological process: lipid storage; phospholipid biosynthetic process; lipid droplet organization. Gene Ontology annotation, cellular component: endoplasmic reticulum membrane. NCBI's taxonomy places the organism in Eukaryota, Metazoa, Mollusca, Bivalvia, Myida, Myidae. The transcript has a single exon. The coding region runs from base 1 to 936 and encodes 311 amino acids. The record is from RefSeq and is a predicted model, not a curated record.